UUCUUCACUGCGAUAAAAUAUGUACGCGAGUGUGUUUACGUUGCUGCGUAUUUAGUGUUUUAUUUCUCCAUUUAAGACUAAGAUAUUGGAAUCUCAUUUUGUAUGGCAUCAUGCGUAUCAAAUGUCGCGUCGAUACUUAAUUCGAUUAGAGUACCUCUUUCAAUAGUAAAUUUAACCGUGAUCGUUAGAAUAUUUACGUCUAUCACGAUUAGCAACAAGAAGCAGUUUGGUUGAAAACGCAGUUGUCAUUUUUAAUCAAUCUCUCUCUGUUUGGAAGAUAUAAUAUUCCAUGAGUGUUCUUCAAUCAAACUGUUAAAAUGGAAGAAGAGCAGUCCUUUCAACCAAUCUUGAGUUCUCAAGAAGAGGACACUUUUCAGCAGUUGAACACUGUGCCAAUCGUAUCUAUACCACUUUUGCUUGGAGUUUCAUUGGAAAUUGCUGGGAUUGUGUUUGUGUCUGUCUGGCCAGAAGAGCAAAACAAAUGUGACACAUAUUUUACAUACUUAUACUUACAUUGUGCCUAUUGGCUGAUAGUCAUGGUGACGGAUCAUGUUGUCAAGAUGAGGCAUCAUAAAUUGCGUAUCAAUGGAUACUUAGAUUUCUAUCAAAUAACAUAUCGACUUAUAAGAACGCCCCUUUUUAUCACAUCAUUGUGGAACACAUGUUAUUUGCUAUUAGCUGUGAUUCUACAUCACACGCACAAAACCGAUUAUGAGCGAUACUGUAGAACGUCGGAAUGGUUCACGCCGCUUAACUAUAUUUUUCUUUUAACUAGUUUGGAAAUUAUGAUAAUUGUGCCAGCUUAUAUUAAUUAUAUCAAGAAAGUUAUGAGAUUCAAUCAGUUACGUCCAUUGCCCGAUGUUACUCACGACGAAUGGCUGUCAUCCUUUACACAAGAUUCCUACGCCGGAAUGGGAGAAGUCGGUUAUCAUCAAAGGGGAACAAAUUUGGAAGAAUUAUUGGAAAAACAGGCAGACUUCAUAAGAUAUUUGAGGGAUCACAAUGUAAAACUAAGUCACAGAAUAAUGCUAUUAGCAUCUCAACAUAGAGCAAUGGAACCAUAAGAUAAGAAAAGUUGUGAUUGCAUAUCACUCUUGUGAUGCGAUAAAUGAGAGUCAUAAUUAUUUAUAAUCAUGAUAUAAUAUAUUGAUCAAUUGUAAAGCCUCGCCAAAAAAUUUUAUUUUUUAACGUGAUAUAUAAUGUGUCCUUUGAUGAAAUUGUAUAGAUCGAUAUAGAUAUAAUGAAUGUAUCUCCUAUCUUAUUUAUAUUUUUUUAAAAUUCUCUUGCAUAUGUUGUGUAUCUAUUUCCUUUUAAUUAUUUACAAGUUCUAGUUACAAGUUAUUUCCAUUUUGCAUUAUAUAUCAAACAUAUCUUGAUCUGUUAUAAGGAGAAUGUGUUACUUUCUUUUAUAUUUUUACGCAUAUACUUUUUUUAAUGGGAUUAUAUAUCUCUAUUCAUAGAUGUAAAUAAUAGAUUCGAGAUAAUAUACUGAAAAAAGAUACUUCAUAUAACAUAUACCAUAUAUAACGCGUUGUUCACAUAUUAUUGUGCUGUAGUUUAUAAUAAUAUACUAAAAUAUAUUCUUUUUAAAAUGAUGUCACGUUUGCUAACAUAUCAAUAACAAAGUUUUACGCGUUCGAGACAAAACCGAAAAAAAAAAUUGCUGUAAAAGAAUACAAAUAUAUCCAUUGUCAACUCAAUAAAAUAUAUAUAUUUUUUCCAGUA
This is a messenger RNA of Cataglyphis hispanica, 1725 nucleotides long. Its product is annotated as transmembrane protein 192. Lineage: Eukaryota; Metazoa; Arthropoda; Insecta; Hymenoptera; Formicidae. Gene Ontology annotation, cellular component: late endosome; lysosomal membrane. The record is from RefSeq and is a predicted model, not a curated record. The transcript has 4 exons. Bases 318 to 1064 code for a protein of 248 amino acids.